GGAGUUAGUGUUUGUGAUCUGAUGUUGGUUGAAGAUUAGUGUUGACCAUGCAAAUUGAAAUGAGUGGAGACGAAAUACGCCGAAUGCCUUUGUGCAUUUUCAACGAGAACGUCGAUUCCCAAGAUUUACGCAGGGAGUGGGAAGAGUGGCAUCGUGCUUUUGAGCUGUAUCUGGAAAUGCGGAAAAUAGAGUCUCAGCAUGAGAAAUAUGUGACAAUGCUAUCACUUGGAGGAAGAGGACUGCAGCGUAUUUUCCACAACUUACGAAAAGUUAUUCCUGUACCGGAGAGGUUUCCACUGAUGCCUCCGGAAAUUCCAGAAUACGAUAACGCAGUGAAACGCUUGGAGAAAUUUUUUAUCGGCAAGCGAAACGAACGUGUAGAGCUCGAAGUUUUCCGCUCUCUCACCCAAGGGAGUGAAGAAACGUUUAACAACUUCAUACUCAGACUGCGCUCGCAGGCAUCAAGAUGUGAGUUCCUUGAUCGUGAGGAGACUGAGCUUCUUCAACAGAUUACGAUGGGGGCUAAAGACGAGAAAGUAAAGGACAAAGGAUUGGAGAAUGUUAUGACUUUGGAUGAAGUCAUCAACUACGCUGUGAACCGUGAAAUUCUUAUGAAGCAAAGGGAAAAGCUCAAACCUUUCCGUGGUGAACCGGAGGUAAACAGCGUUAGCCAAGGACAACGUCGAAACAGGCAUGCAAGUCCGAUACGAAAUUUUGAAACGCCUACCAGACGUCGUGUAUUAAGUGGCAACCGAUCCAGAAUUCAAUGCGAUCGCUGUGGAUCUUCUAGGCAUAUCAAGGAUUCUCGUGAGUGUUUUGAUCGUAGUGCAAUUUGUAACCGUUGUGGACAAAGAGGGCAUUACGCCCGGAAAUGCACCAUUAAUACUGCACAGCAGCAGCGAUCGCGUUUUCCCAGGCGCACAGUUGAACGUUAUUCGGAUGAAUUAAACUCAUUGGCUCGCUCGGAAACAACGUGGAAGGAAGAAGUACCACAUCGCCCGACAGCCGAUGACGUGGCCGAGGUGAACAUGCGAGCCCAUGUUUCCAGUGAUGGAUUGAUACUAUGCCAGAUUGACAAUGUCCCAAUAGAAUUUCUCAUUGACUCGGGAGCCUCGAUAAACACGGUUACCGAGGAUGCUUGGAAUAAACUGUUGCAAGGAAAAGCGAGUAUUUUCAAAAAGAAAUACCAAUGUGAUCGACGCUUACAUGCUUAUGCUAGCAAUGCACCACUUGAUGUGUCGGCUGUGUUCGAGGCUUGGAUAUAUGUGAAUUCGUCGAAUCCCAAAACAUAUGCGGAAUUCUAUGUUGUCUAG
Messenger RNA from Wyeomyia smithii (pitcher-plant mosquito), 1313 nucleotides. RefSeq lists its product as uncharacterized. Bases 48 to 1313 code for a protein of 421 amino acids. Gene Ontology annotation, molecular function: zinc ion binding; aspartic-type endopeptidase activity; nucleic acid binding. Lineage: Eukaryota; Metazoa; Arthropoda; Insecta; Diptera; Culicidae. The record is from RefSeq and is a predicted model, not a curated record. Gene Ontology annotation, biological process: proteolysis. The transcript has 3 exons.